AUGACUUGACGAGUUAUGAAUAACGUUAAGAAUCACGAUAAACAACUACACAUUGCAACUCAUUACAGAAUAUUUGUAUUUUAGCACACAUGGGAGAGUGAUUUCUAGCUCGCGUCCUCAGUGUCCGUGUUACUUGCAAGGUUAAAACUCCGGUCUAAUAUUACAUAACUCAAUAUACAGUCAGUCAUAACUCCAAAGCGGUAUAAUUAAGACCACUCAAAUGUGAAGAAAGUUUAGUGAAUUUAAUACAAAAUAUAAUAAUAUAACCAAAACAAUAUUAUGAGUAAAGCAACAGAAAUUAGAGUUUCACAAUGGUACUUCGGGGGCUUGGCCUCAGCUGGAGCAGCAUGUGUGACACAUCCGCUAGAUCUUUUAAAAGUUCAAAUGCAAACACAAAAAGGAAAAAACAUCUCAAUGUUGAAGCUUACUGGAAUUGUUUUAAAAAAUCAAGGAGUAAUGGGCCUGUAUAAUGGCAUAUCUGCAUCUCUUCUGAGGCAGCUAACUUAUUCAACAGCUAGAUUUGGUAUUUAUGAGAUGGCUAAACAGCAUUUGGCACCAAAAAAUGGUCAACCCAUAUCAUUUUUCAUGUCAGCAUUCCUAGCAGGUCUUGGUGGAUUUGCUGGAGGUUUUGUUGGCAAUCCAGCUGAUUUAGUCAAUGUUCGGAUGCAGAAUGAUGUUAAACUCCCACCAGAACAGCGAAGAAAUUACAAAAAUGCUAUUCAUGGUCUGUGGAAGGUAGCCACGGAGGAGGGAGUGUUGCGACUAUGGGCUGGCGCCUCCAUGACGUGCAGCCGCGCGGUUCUCAUGACCAUCGGUCAGCUAUCCUUCUAUGACAAGAUAAAGGAACUUCUGCUAGGGACUAAAUACCUAGAUGAUAAUGUCUUCACACAUGUCAUGUCCAGUUUGUUAGCAGGUGGUAUUGCAACAACUUUGACUCAGCCAGUUGAUGUAUUAAAAACAAGAGCAAUGAACGCCAAACCUGGAGAAGUGAAGAGUAUAUUGACUCUUGUAGUUGGCACGGCUAAAGAGGGUCCACUAGCUUUCUUCAAAGGAUACAUUCCAGCGUUCGCAAGGCUCGCACCUCAUACGGUACUCACUUUUGUGUUCCUAGAACAACUUAGAAUUAAUUUUGGUACAAUCAAAGCAAACACUUUUUGAAAUAGAAUUUAUUAACUUAUAUAGUCCCACAAGGAUCUUAUGGCAGAUUUUUGACAUUGAUAAGGGGGCACUUACAAGCUUUAAGGGUUACCAGUGAGCAAAAAUUUCCUCACUUCUUUCGAAAGUAGUCCAUCUUGCAACACCAAGCAAUUGAUUUGCAACUUAUGGC
Messenger RNA from Papilio machaon (common yellow swallowtail), 1327 nucleotides. It is a transcript of the gene Dic1, whose product is annotated as mitochondrial dicarboxylate carrier. Gene Ontology annotation, biological process: oxaloacetate transport; phosphate ion transmembrane transport; malate transmembrane transport. The transcript has 6 exons. NCBI's taxonomy places the organism in Eukaryota, Metazoa, Arthropoda, Insecta, Lepidoptera, Papilionidae. Gene Ontology annotation, molecular function: thiosulfate transmembrane transporter activity; malate transmembrane transporter activity; succinate transmembrane transporter activity. The record is from RefSeq and is a predicted model, not a curated record. Bases 280 to 1158 code for a protein of 292 amino acids.